Botrytis sinoallii is the source of this 1230-nucleotide messenger RNA. RefSeq lists its product as uncharacterized. Bases 337 to 1230 code for a protein of 297 amino acids. The record is from RefSeq and is a predicted model, not a curated record. NCBI's taxonomy places the organism in Eukaryota, Fungi, Ascomycota, Leotiomycetes, Helotiales, Sclerotiniaceae. The transcript is spliced from 2 exons.
CUAUUACACUCGACUCCCCGGAUACGGAAAGCGAAGGACGAAAUCUACUUCAAAGUCUGUUCGAUGCUCGUAGACUGUAUUAUGAGGUCAUGUGCGUCGAUAUUAUUGUUGAUGUCGUCAAAGAUUUUCUGAACAAUGCUACGGAGUCGCAGAACAAUCCGUUUCUGGGGGUAUAAAGUUCGAGAGUUUCCGGGAUGGGAUGUUAGUUUAUUAUCUUCAUCCAUCUCUUCAUUUCAUCUACAUACUCUUCAUACCACGCAAAAAGUCUGUUUUGAAUUGAAGUUAUCGACGAAUUAAUCAACCAACAAACCAAAAAAUCAUCUACCACCAGCAAGAAUGCCAGCCCAGAUCAGGAAAAUCGUGUACGCUUGCAGUCACGAGCUGCCCAAUCUGAGCUUCCAAGCUCCAACAAAGCCAUCCGUCAUCAAAAGAAUCAAGCGAGCUCUAACCUUUACUGAAACAAUCCGCACACCCUCCUUGGAGUUGUGUCCGUAUUGUGAACGGGAAAGAGAAGAGAAAGCGCAAAGAGAGGCGCAGGCCUCAAUGCAACCGCAGACAAGCCCUAACAAAGAUUACACCAGACCAGCAGCACCCCGGUCCCAAAGGACUCCUAUCCAAGCAAGACGGUACAACACCGUAGCUGCGCGACGACCAGUAUCGCCAGUGUCGCCGAUCUCGGAUAAAGGAUUCGACUCGGACGCGGACGUCGACUCCGUUCUUCCUCCCCGGAAUCCCUACCGGGAUACUAACAUGGAACUUCUUCGAGAAGACUUUCAUGCACGGGAUAUGGAAGAACGGCUGAGGGGUAGUCUUGCGAGAGAGUCGCCGGCGGAUAGGAGAGCGCGGUUGUUUUGGGAGGAGAAGGUCCGCAAGGAGUGGACAGCGAGGAAUGCAGCCAGGGAUUAUAACGAGUUUAUACAAGAUCAGGCGCCACCGGCUGCUCGUCCUACGGAUCUUAAGGAGCUCUUCAUACAAGCCCGAACUCCACACACCUCAAUAGCGCCUCCAAAAGAAUCCGAAUCUCCGAGAUUAGAUCUGCGCGCAAGAGCAGCGAAAAUCAAAGAGGAGAAGGCGAUAAAGGAGCAGAGGACGAAAGCUCGUUGCCAACUAGUGCGGAAGGAGGAGAUAGCGAUAGCGAUCUUUUUCGUGAGGAUGGCAAUCAUUACCUUGCGAAUCUCAACGGAGUCAUGUAAUAAUAUAUCAUUGAUUGGAACAUGCCGAAAUAAUUAA